Messenger RNA from Limanda limanda (common dab), 1356 nucleotides. Its product is annotated as alcohol dehydrogenase 1-like. Gene Ontology annotation, molecular function: S-(hydroxymethyl)glutathione dehydrogenase [NAD(P)+] activity; zinc ion binding. Gene Ontology annotation, cellular component: cytosol. Lineage: Eukaryota; Metazoa; Chordata; Actinopteri; Pleuronectiformes; Pleuronectidae. Gene Ontology annotation, biological process: formaldehyde catabolic process. The record is from RefSeq and is a predicted model, not a curated record. The transcript has 9 exons. Bases 72 to 1205 code for a protein of 377 amino acids.
GUGUGUCUCUCUUGCUGGGCUGCAGUUGUUUUAACUCUUCACCAACUUCUCUCUCACUCUUUGCUGCAGAAAUGGCAACAGCUGGCAAGGUCAUCAAAUGCAAGGCAGCAGUGGCCUGGGAGCCCAACAAGCCUAUGGUGAUAGAGGUGAUAGAGGUAGCCCCGCCCGAGGCAGGCGAGGUCCGCAUCAAGAUUUUGGCAACCGGGGUUUGCCACACGGACCUUUACCACUUGUUUGAGGGCAUGAAUAAAGAUGGCUUCCCAAUCGUCCUUGGACAUGAGGGAGCAGGUACUGUUGAGAGCGUGGGGCUUGGAGUGACUGAAUUCCAGCCAGGAGACAAGGUGAUUCCUCUAUUCAUAUCCCAGUGUAGAGAAUGUCGCUUUUGUAAGAGUCCCAAGACCAACCAGUGUGAAAGCGGAUGGUCCAAUGGUCGUCAUGACGUGAUGGCAGCUCUAGACUCCAGGUUUACCUGUAAGGGGAAGAAGAUUCUGCAGUUUAUGGGAACCAGCACCUUCUCAGAGUACACUGUGGUGAACCAGGUGUCUGUGGCUAAGAUCGACCCUGCUGCCCCUGUGGACAAAGUCUGUCUCCUUGGGUGUGGAGUCUGCACAGGAUUCGGAGCAGCAGUUAAUACUGCUAAGGUUGAACCAGGCUCCACGUGUGCUGUGUUUGGCCUGGGAGCUGUGGGGUUGGCUGCAGUCAUGGGCUGCAAAGCAGCUGGAGCCAAGAGGAUUUUUGCUGUUGACAUCAAUCCAGAGAAGUUCGAGAAGGCCAAAGUGUUUGGAGCGACUGACUGCGUGAACCCCAACGAUCAAGAUAAGCCUAUCAGCCAAGUUCUCGCUGGGAUGACCAAUGGAGGAGUGGACUUCUCUCUGGAAUGUGUUGGGAAUGUGGCAGUCAUGCGAAGUGCUUUGGAGUCUACUGUGAAAGGCUGGGGUGUCAGUGUGCUGGUUGGCUGGACAGACUUGUAUGACGUUGCUGUCAAACCCAUUCAGCUUAUCGCUGGACGCACUUGGAAGGGUUCUCUGUUUGGAGGAUUUAAGAGUAAGGAUGGUGUGCCUGAGAUGGUUAAAGCCUACAUGGACAAGAAGGUGAAGCUGGAUGAGUUUAUCACUCACAAGAUGACCUUGGAGCAGAUCAAUGACGCCAUUGAACUGAUGAAGCAUGGCAAAUGCAUCCGGACAGUUUUGAGAUUUUCUCCUUAAUGAGACCACCAUGUUUCUGGGGAACCAAAAUAAUUCACGUUCCGGUAUUCCAUGGAUUUGUCUUUUACUUGUUUCUCAUCAUCAAAACUUCUUAUUUUCCAUUUUUCUUUGCUUUUAUUUUGAAUAAAAAUAAAUUGAGUAAUUAAAAUGA